Penicillium antarcticum is the source of this 1233-nucleotide messenger RNA. Its product is annotated as agmatine deiminase family protein. Gene Ontology annotation, biological process: putrescine biosynthetic process. The record is from RefSeq and is a predicted model, not a curated record. The transcript has a single exon. Gene Ontology annotation, molecular function: agmatine deiminase activity; protein-arginine deiminase activity. NCBI's taxonomy places the organism in Eukaryota, Fungi, Ascomycota, Eurotiomycetes, Eurotiales, Aspergillaceae. The coding region runs from base 1 to 1233 and encodes 410 amino acids.
AUGGCUCCAACCAACAAAACCUGGCACAUCCAACAUCGUGCCAAAACCCAGGCAGCAAUGCAACAAUAUACCUGCCCAGCAGAAACAACUCCCCACCUAGCAACCCUCCUAAGUUUCCCAUCACGCCGCUCCCUCCUGCCAGAACUGCACACAAAAACAAGCAACGAAAUCAUAAACCUAGCAAAAUCAAUCGCAACCUUCGAACCAGUCCGCCUACACGUCCGCCCAGAAGACCUAGCCCACGCGCAAUCACUCCUAAAUGCGAACGAAAAGGCAUCCCCAUACCCAAUAACCCUAAUCGAAGCCCCAACAAACCACGUCUGGAUCCGCGACACAGGCCCAGUCUACGUGCGCGGCGCCCACGACAACGCACGGUACGCAAUCGACUUCCAAUUCUGCGAAUGGGGCCACAAAACGGGCGAAAGGAUCUACGGCAGCAGCGCAUCGCCCGCCGCAGCCCUAGCGCUAGAACAGACGCCCGCAUACGCAGACUGGCCAGUCAUGGACAGCGCAGCCAUGGCGGAGAACACGAAUUUCGCAGCGGCAGUGCUAGAUCUGGAGAACGAGGCUGUGGCUGCUCAGUCUGCGCACGCAAGUCCUGCGCCUGUUACUCGUGUUUCCACGCAUAUUCGUCUUGAAGGUGGUGGGAUUGAGAUUGAUGGCGAAGGGACGUUUAUGGCCACUGAGAGUAGUGUUCUUGGUGCGCCGCGGAAUCCGGGAUUGGGGCGGAAAGAGAUUGAAGGGGAAUUGAGUCGCUUGCUUGGUGUUUCUAAGUUUAUUUGGUUCCCUGGGAGGGUUGGGUUGGAUGUUACGGAUGUGCAUAUUGAUGCCGAGGCAAGGUUUGUACGGCCUGGUGUUGUUGUUGUUUGUCGGCCUCAUGAAAGUGCGGAGAAGGUUCAUUGGGAGGUUUAUGAGGAGAUUCGGGGGGUUUUGAGGGAUAUUGUUGAUGCGCGUGGACGGAAGAUCGAGGUACAUGAUGUUGUUGAGCCGGAUCCUAAGUUUGUGAAGGGGGAUUUGCCUGGUGAGGAGGCUGCGCCGGCGGCUUCGUAUGUUAACUUCUAUUUUGCGAAUGGCGGUUUGGUCAUGCCUGCGUUUGGGGAUGUGGACGCUGAUCAAAAGGCUUUCGAGUUGAUGAAGAGUCUUGUUCCUGAGAGGGUUGUUAAGCAAGUUGCUGUUAACGCCUUGCCGAGGACUGGGGGUGUGUUGCAUUGUGUUACGCAGCAGGUGCUGUGA